GAUCUUAAUAAGUCCAACACCUCACCACCUUUAGUUUAGAAGUCCUUUCACUGUGUAACCGUGGUGUUUAUCUCCAUCAUCGAAGAAUAUCCAGUCGUCAUGAAAACCGCUCACAUCCUCCUGCUCUGCAUCCUGGGAGCUGCACUGUUAUCUCCAGUGCUCUGCAACAAUUCCCUUGGUCCUGAUGACUGCUGCUUCACCUACUACACAAGAAGAAUACGGAAGGACUUGAUCAAAUCAUAUUACAUGACUGAUAACCGCUGCCCCAAGACUGCAGCCAUUUUGGUGACAGCAAGGUCUCGUCACAUCUGCGUGGAUCCGAGUGAAACCUGGGUUGCGGGCAUCAUGAAACACCUGGACGAGGGGUCCUUUUAAACCUGCUGCCUGCUUCUCCGUGAUGACGCCAUUACUUCUUCUGCUUCUUCAUUUACUAUUGCAGCGCAUUUAAGCGUGAGUUCGUUCAUUAACCUGCAGCUCAGUUAGUCAUCAGAGAUUUUUUUUUUUUCUUUCAGUCAUUUUGAACCUGAACUGACUCACUGACAAAAAGUGUUUUUUGUGUGUGUAAUGUUUCUUGGAUGCUUUGUAAUAUCCUCCCUUGUAAACCUCAUGCAAAUACAAAUAUGAGUGCUGUGAAA
This is a messenger RNA of Mugil cephalus (flathead mullet), 635 nucleotides long. Its product is annotated as C-C motif chemokine 13-like. The coding region runs from base 100 to 375 and encodes 91 amino acids. The record is from RefSeq and is a predicted model, not a curated record. The transcript is spliced from 3 exons. Gene Ontology annotation, biological process: cellular response to interleukin-1; cellular response to type II interferon; immune response. Gene Ontology annotation, cellular component: extracellular region. NCBI's taxonomy places the organism in Eukaryota, Metazoa, Chordata, Actinopteri, Mugiliformes, Mugilidae. Gene Ontology annotation, molecular function: CCR chemokine receptor binding; chemokine activity.